CUGGCAUUCCAGCCGCCUGUGUGUAUUGAGGGGAGGAACAUGAGGGGGAGUGUCUGAUGCAAUAUAGUCCUACUCCACGGUCGACAGUAAUUGUAGCGAAAGUCAGUUCACGUUGAGCAGAGGGGAAUCCUAAUUUCGCACAGUAGCAUAAUUACUGAGAUAUAGUGUUCCGGCGUUCAUCGGCGCAUUCUUUUUUUCUUAGCUUGCACUGUUAGCGUUUUCCCUCGGAACCUACACGAUGUCGAAUGCAAACUGGAAACCUUUCAUCUUUGGAGGAUUAGCUUCGGUUACGGCUGAGUGUGGCACAUUCCCGAUUGACUUGACGAAAACCCGGCUACAAGUCCAGGGACAAGUCUGCGAUAGCAAAUACAAAGAAAUUCGCUACCGGGGGAUGUUGCACGCUAUGGCCAGAAUAUGCAAGGAGGAAGGUGUUCUUGCUCUAUAUUCUGGAAUUGCACCAGCAAUGUUGCGACAAGCAUCCUAUGGCACGAUUAAGAUUGGUACAUAUCAGACUUUCAAAAGGUUGCUGGUUGACAGUCCUGAUGAUGAAACUCUUCUGACUAAUGUAGCGUGUGGAGUUGUCUCCGGUGUCAUCUCGUCCUCCAUUGCCAACCCCACCGAUGUCCUCAAGAUACGGAUGCAAGCUCAAGGAAAUGUCAUUCAGGGAAGCAUGAUUGGGAACUUCAUUAACAUCUAUCAGCAGGAGGGAACAAGGGGCUUAUGGAAGGGGGUGUCCCUCACUGCCCAGAGAGCUGCCAUUGUGGUGGGCGUCGAGCUUCCUGUGUAUGACAUGACCAAGAAGCACCUGAUUCUCUCUGGCCACAUGGGCGACACGGUGUACACCCACUUCCUGGCCAGUUUCACAUGUGGCCUAGCGGGAGCGCUGACGUCCAACCCCAUCGAUGUGGUGCGCACGCGCAUGAUGAACCAGCGGGUGGUGCUGGACGGCACGUGUGGGGGGUACAAGACCACGCUGGACUGCCUGCUGCAGACGUGGCGAUCAGAAGGGUUCCUGGCUCUCUACAAGGGCUUCUUCCCCAACUGGCUGAGACUUGGGCCCUGGAACAUCAUUUUCUUCAUCACCUACGAGCAGCUGAAGAAGAUCGACGUGUAAGAACCCUCCGCGGUGUGAGGAAGAGGAGGAGACGAGGAAGAGCGGUACGCAAACGGCUCCCCAAACCGCACCGAGCGGAGAACUCAACGUCUCACAGAAACCGUACCGAGAGGUCAACCCGGGCUGUGUUGAUUGACAGGUAGCCAGAUACCAUCUCAUGCCAGUUGGGCCCGUACUCGCCCGUCCGCCCCUCCAACCAUAGCUGUCAGAAGUGCGUCACCACCCUACUUAAGCUACCCAGGCUGGGGGGGGUAUAUAUAUACCUCAUCACAGUAACCCCCACAAAAGUGGUUGCUUGCUCCAGCAUUGCUGGCAUUCUGCCCUAGAUACCCCAGGCUUCUGUGCCUCGUCCACUGUGCUGUCCGCGCCUGCGCUCUAAGGCCAUAGUAGAACAUGAGCUUCCAGAGCAGUUAUUUCUGGAUGCAGCUCCGCUGCAGCGUUUGAUUGGCAGCUUUCUGUCGCGGGAGGAAGGUGUCCCACUGGGGUUCCAUGUGGUUGUCAGGUGACGCCUGAUAAAGUUAUAGAUAAGGACGAAAGAUAUGGGAUGAGUACCAACACACAGGAUUUGUAUCAUGCACCGUUAAAACUGUAACGGAGAAUGUGCUGUUGACAUGUUGACACAUGGUCUAGUCGGCUAGACCUUUUUGCCCACCCCCACUCCCAGGUUACAAUGGCUGUUGAGAUUGGCCACCAUCUUUUAAUGUCAAGAAAUUAAUUUGCCACUUAAUAGCCUAGAAGUUACUAAACCAGAGCUCACUGGAUGCUAAGAGGUUUUUUUUCUUUUUUUUUCUUUGUUCGUCACUCUGACUUUGUGAAGGCUGUUAACAGACUACACAUUCGUUUUGUUCAUUUCUACUCAAACAUUUUCAGUAACAAUCCUUAAAUUCACCUAAAUCAUCCACCACAUGUCUAGAGGGUCCAGAAGUGAAUGUCAACGUGCCUUUGUCUUCUCUUAAGAUGAGUUUGAGACACUUUCACCUUUCUGAGUUGCAUUUCAGCAUUAAGUUGUUUUGGUGUUUGAAGCGCUACUACAUUAUUACUUUAAACUUUUUUUUUUAAAACUCCCUAAAAACACAAGCAGCUGUAUGUGUCAUGUCUUUGUUGUCUAACGAGAAGUUGGUUAUAAAAUAUUGACCUUAGGACCACAGACAGAGAGACAGACAGUAAAACUGUAUGCAACUGUAGAACCUGGAAAGCACAUGGCACUUUUUUUUCUGUUUUGCAUUUGACAAUGACAUCACAUGUUUCGGUGGGUGUAUCUUAUAACUAAGGGUUGUGUGUGUGUGUGUGUCCUGUCUGUCUGUCUGUCUGUCUGUCUGUCUGUCUGUCUGUCUGUCUGUAUAUCAUGAUAAACCUUACAAGAACUGUGUGUGCUCCAGACCUGCUGUAGCACGGGGGGUGUUUAUUUCGAGUAGCGUUACAUAAGCAGCAGAGAAGAGAAGGGCAGAGGCCUAAUAGGCUUGCUCUGCCACCCUUCUUACUUACUACAGCGUGACUCAAAUGUCACAGGGUUCUGGGUACUUCAUGUACAGAACCUUCCUGUCCAGUGAUAUAAUGUACUGCAGUCAUAAGACACCAGUAGUACUGACCAGUGACCAUUUUAAAGAUGACCAAAGAUGUGGAAAAGUAUUCCUGGAUGUGUAUUUAUUGGUUACACAUUUAGAAAGAGUUAUGAAUAUGAAUCUAUGUGCUUGUUGUAUCAUGCCAAGUUAAAAUAUUGCUCUGAAUAAAUUAUUACUGUAAUCCA
Messenger RNA from Clupea harengus (Atlantic herring), 2861 nucleotides. RefSeq names its product kidney mitochondrial carrier protein 1-like. Lineage: Eukaryota; Metazoa; Chordata; Actinopteri; Clupeiformes; Clupeidae. Gene Ontology annotation, biological process: transmembrane transport. The record is from RefSeq and is a predicted model, not a curated record.